This is a messenger RNA of Dermacentor silvarum, 1138 nucleotides long. RefSeq lists its product as uncharacterized. NCBI's taxonomy places the organism in Eukaryota, Metazoa, Arthropoda, Arachnida, Ixodida, Ixodidae. Gene Ontology annotation, molecular function: nucleic acid binding. The transcript has a single exon. The coding region runs from base 19 to 1056 and encodes 345 amino acids. The record is from RefSeq and is a predicted model, not a curated record.
CGCCUCCUGGGCCUCGGAAUGGUCAACACCUUCACGGAGCUCCGAGAAGCACACUUGAUGAACCACUACACAAGACUCUCAAAGACGCCGUCGGGUCGCCGCCUUCUUGCCCGAUUACACGUACAACAUCCAACACUAACGGAAGAGCGCGUGCGCAUCCCCGAAAUCUGGAGAUGCGCCCUGCACGUGCGCCCUCUUCCGGCCAACAUGACACGAGACGACCAUAGUGGCCGGCGCCUCGCGCGGGCAGAAGCCUUGGCACGUCACUAUGGAAACAAACAUGGAGUAUUCUACGUGGACGCCUCCGGCCCACACCAUGGGGGUUGGUACACGGCCGCAGUCGUCCAUCAAAAGACCGCGGUGAACGGCCUUACGUUCAAAGCACAAGACAUAACACAUGCGGAAGAGGUGGCCAUCGCGCUCGCCGCCGCACAUCAGGACUCGCGGGUGAUCAUCACCGACUCGCAAGGGGCCUGCAGGAACAUCGAAGAGGGCUUUAUACCCUAUUUUGCAUACCGCAUACUUCAAAGCAGCGAUUAUCUCGGGGCCCCCGCGUCCCGCACGAUAAUAUGGACUCCCGCGCACACGGGUCUCGAGGGCAACGAAGCAGCUGACGCCGCUGCCCGCGCGCUUACUCUCCGGGCAUCGCCCUCGCCUCCCCUCGAUGCGGACUCCGAACCCAAUCCGGCUUUUACCUUUAAGGAAAUCACCCAACAUUACCAAUUCGGCCACGCAAUCUUUCCUAAGCCCUGUAAGGGCCUCACGAAGGCGGAGGAGCGUUUACUCCUUCGCCUCUAUACUAAAACACUGCUGUGCCCGGCAGUCCUAAAACAUUUCGACCCUGCUUGCACAGGGGAGUGUCCACACUGUGGGGAAAAGUCUUCGGACAUUUUCCACAUGGUGUGGGCAUGCCAAUCCACCCCGCACCUUCCCCCUAUACCCAACCCUAUGCGGGAGGACUGGGAGGCGGCCCUGCUCGGCUGCUCCGACCUGGCGAGCCAGAAGGCCCUGGUCGUGCGUGCCCAAGCCGCGGCUAUAGCCAAUGGGCUUCUGUAAUGAGGAGCCCACCUAGUAUUUAUAAGAAACGUCCCUUAAGGAUCGGUCCACACCCUCCCUGUCAAUACUUUGGCCAAUAAAG